GCAACAAGACAUGUGCUAUGACUCUGUUAAACAGAUCAGGAAAAUGGAGCUCUGAUGAAUGUGGCAAAGAAAAACCCUUCUUCUGUUAUGAUGACAAUUUGAUCCUGGUCAAAGAAAACAAGACCUGGGAGGACGCCCUUUAUUACUGCAGAGAGAACUACAAUGACCUGGUGUCCAUUACUAACCCUGAUGAACAGGACUGGAUCCAGGAGAAAGUCAAGCAGGCAAACUCUUCCUACGUAUGGCUGGGACUGCGCUACACCUGCACUCUGGGUUUCUGGUUCUGGGUCACUGAUGAGGUGGUGAAAUAUAAAAACUGGGCAUCUGAUGGAACGACUGAUGGCUGUGACAUGUCUGGAGCCAUUAACGGAGGAAGCCCACAUAAGUGGUCAAAACAAGCUGAUAAUAAAAAGUUUAAUUUCAUCUGUUCUAAGAAGUACAAUCGUCUCUAA
Oreochromis aureus is the source of this 452-nucleotide messenger RNA. RefSeq names its product low affinity immunoglobulin epsilon Fc receptor-like. The transcript is spliced from 2 exons. Bases 18 to 452 code for a protein of 144 amino acids. NCBI's taxonomy places the organism in Eukaryota, Metazoa, Chordata, Actinopteri, Cichliformes, Cichlidae. The record is from RefSeq and is a predicted model, not a curated record.